Messenger RNA from Alosa alosa (allis shad), 3104 nucleotides. RefSeq names its product spermatogenesis associated 5-like 1 (gene afg2b). The record is from RefSeq and is a predicted model, not a curated record. The coding region runs from base 742 to 3009 and encodes 755 amino acids. Gene Ontology annotation, molecular function: ATP hydrolysis activity; ATP binding. The transcript is spliced from 8 exons. NCBI's taxonomy places the organism in Eukaryota, Metazoa, Chordata, Actinopteri, Clupeiformes, Clupeidae.
UUUAGCCUACAAAGCAGCAUAAGAAAAGUUUUCCAUGUUCUCAAGUAGACUAUAACUCCUGGAGUAUGCUAAUCCUUAUAUUUCCACACGAUGGUGCUCAAGGGCGUUCACAGUAAAGAAAACACUGAAUCUUAAAUGGUUGGACGACCAUGAAUCCAAAACAAUGCAACAUUUCCAACAUUUCCAACAAAAUCCAACAUUUCCACUUUUGAGAUGAUACAAUUGCCUUGUUUGCAAUAUAUGCAGCUUAUAACAACGGUAAUUAUUCUGUUUUUAUCUUCAUUCAUGUUUCAGCAUGGUAAUACAUGUAUUAGUUCUCUUCAUUUAAACGCAGAGAAUGGUUUUAUUUGACCAACGCUUUUGCUUGAUGGCACAUCGCUUACUGUCUAUGGAUCGCACACAUGUGGCUGUACGUUUUUUUACGGUAGCGUUACUGUAUGUAGAAUGGAACUUGUAGAAACUACAUUUGCAACAGGACAGGAGAACUUAAUGUAUGUGUACUCAGCGCAAUUAGGUAAAAAGUCAUUAUUCCUAAUUACCGAGUUGGUUUUGGGCAUUGAGAUGUGUCUCGGUUUAAAUAUUUCCGUAAUUUAGGCUAGUUCUCGGCUAAAGGACAUUGCGAAUAGAAGUAAUGACAGACGUCUAAAUAGCUAGUUAUGCUAAAUAUUUUUUCCAGAUUGCAUUUUUACAUUUGUAUCCCUCUGGCCUGGUUGUAAUUAACUCCUACACAACGAAGCAAAAAUGAUGGCUACGAAGGGUCUGGAACUGCAGUUGAUACCCUGUGACACGCUAGACAAAAACACUCAAAGAUGCCGAAUCGGUCCAGGCCUCAUGUCCAGCCUCAGACUUAAUAUUGGUUCACCUGUCCUAAUAUCUACACCCGGAGGUGCCUGCCUGUGCACGGCUUGGCCAAGAAAUGACCUGGCAGAGGGCUAUUUUCAGUUUGAUACUAAAUGUGUUACACCUAAUUUCAGGCCAAUACACAAUCCCUAUCAUUUUAACUGUGAAGAUAUUAGGCCACUGAAUGGUCAGAAACUAAAACGUAUAAAAGUAAAUGUAGUUGUAAAAAGUAGUGAGUUUAAGAAAAGAAUUCCCCCUCAUUUAAUUAAUGACAUCGUGAAGGAAAUUCUCUGUGGUGUUUAUGUGCAUGAGAAGCACAUCAUUGCUGUCAAUUCCUUUGAAACUGAAAUGAUCUGCAUUCACAUUGAGAACGUAAACUCAGGCUCCACUAAGGUAGGUCUUGUCACAGAGAGGACCUGUUUGGAAUUAGCAGCGGUCAUCACUCAUGCAGAACACAGCAGAAGAAUUGCCCAGGAAUCUUCAAGGAUAUCAAUAGGUGGAAUGGAGGAUGUCUAUGGCUCGCUGAAAGAGCUCAUUCAUUUGCCCCUCUUUUAUCCCAACACCCUAAGAAAGCUGGGUGUUUCGUGCCCAAGAGGAGUGCUGCUAGUUGGGCCACCAGGUGUGGGAAAGACCAUGCUAGUGAGAAGUGUGGUGAAGGAGGUGGGCGCCUCUCUGAUAACAAUCAACGGGCCUGUGAUCCUUGGAUCCAGGCCUGGGGAGAGUGAGGAGAACUUGAGGGCCAUGUUCCAACAGGCUCGGGAAGCUGCUGAAGACGGACCCUGUGUCCUGUUCAUCGACGAGAUAGACUCCCUGUGUCCUAAGAGAGCCGGCUCCUCGAGUGCGCCAGAGAACAGAGUGGUGGCCCAGCUACUGACCUUGAUGGACGGCAUGGUCAGCAGAGACCACUUUGUAACCAUUGGAGCAACAAAUCAGCCGGACACAUUAGAUCCUGCCCUUAGAAGGCCUGGCCGAUUCGACAGAGAAGUCAUCAUUGGUGUUCCAACUCUUACACAAAGAAAAUCAAUCCUGGAGUAUCUGAGUGAAAAGAUGCCCCUCUCUUGCAGUGUUGAUCUGAUCGCUCUGGCUGAAGUGACCACUGGAUACGUGGGUGCUGACCUGAGUGCCCUCUGCAGAGAGGCAGCUCUUCAGGCCAUCCUCCGCUCGCCCGAGGACACAGAUGUGAAAGCCAUCGAAAUGCAGCACUUCCAUGAAGCUCUGAAGAUAGUACAGCCUUCUUGUUUAAGAAGCAGUAUUGGCCUGACUGAUUACAAACCAAUCACCUGGGAACAGAUAGGAGGGCUUGAUGAUGUCAAACUCAAAUUAAAACAGAGUAUUGAAUGGCCCAUGAAAUACCCAGAGUCAUUCAUAAGACUGGGCCUGUUGCGCCCCAAAGGGAUACUUCUCUAUGGCCCACCAGGAUGUGCCAAGACCACGCUGGUCAAAGCUGCAGCCUCCUCCUCACACUGUGCCUUUCUGUCUGUCAGCGGGGCGGACCUCUUCUCACCCUUUGUAGGAGACUCAGAGAAGGCCUUGGCUCAGCUGUUCCAUCAGGCAAGAGCCUGUGCUCCCUCCAUUGUGUUCCUGGAUGAGGUGGACACCCUGCUGGGCUCCAGAGGAGACACUCGAGUUCCCCACAGCGUCCAGGCCCAGGUGCUGUCAGUGCUGCUGACCGAGCUGGAUGGCAUUGGCCUAAAGACAAUGGAGAGAAGAGGCACCCAGAGGAUGCUCUGCGUGUCCGAGGAGCGUCCAGAGUCCCAGCAGGAGCAUCAGAUGGAGUAUCAUGAGGUAUGCAACAAGGAUGUGAUGAUUGUUGCUGCUACAAAUCGCCCUGAUGCUUUGGACAGUGCCCUGAUGCGUCCUGGCAGGCUUGAUAGAAUAAUUUAUGUACCACCCCCUGACUAUGAGGCUCGACUGGCCAUACUGAGGCUUUGCACAGAAAAGAUGCCCCUGGAUUCAGAUGUGUCAUUGGAAGAGCUGGCGAGUCAAACAUCCCUCUUUUCUGGGGCUGACCUAGAAAAUCUGUGCAAAGAGGCAGCUCUUUUGACUCUUCAUGAGAAGACUAUGGAAGCUUCCAGAAUCCAGCAAAAAUACUUAAUUAAAGCCUUACAAAAUUCAAAGCCCUCCCUCAGUGCACUCCAAAUGGAAAGUUAUCAUCACCUUUUUACAUGACAGGUGUUCCUAUGACUGGUAUAUUCAAGUGAAAAUGAAUACAAAUUAAGUGUGUGUACAUGUGUGUAAAUAUUUUAUGUUUAUUUAUUAUAAUA